GUACUAUUGCUCCUCAGGUGACUGGGAUCAGUGUGAGCCCUGGACAAGACCAGCUGGUGAUAAUCCAUCUGAGGGGCGGCAAUGACUUGGUUGUGUCCUUGACGUCCCAGAACAAUGCCAACAGAGUAGGGGAGCUGACAGGCCUGCUGCUGCGCCAGUACCAGAUCCUGAACCGAAGUGACCUGCGUGUGGUUGUGGCACCCGCACUACAGUGCAUGCUUGGCAACAAGAGCAAGAUGAUCACAGUUGAACAGACUGACAUUGGCUCCUUCCCCGUGUUCAGACGGGGAUCGAAAAAAGAAAUGGUGUACUCCUGGCCAUCCUCCUUCAACAAGGAACUUCCUCCUCCCUCAACCACCUCCACCAUGAAUAGACCACCCCACCCCCGCCAGGCACCUCCCCCUCCCUCACGCUCCCCGAUGAAUGGACACCACAGGAACUCUAACGGACAUCAGACCCACAACUACAGCAAUGUUCCUCCCACCAGCAAGAUCAAUGGGCAGUCACACUCAAACAGCCACCUUCACAGGAAUGAGAAUGGCAGCAGGCUGUAUGCCAACACUGGGGGGUACUAGGCAUUCACUGGAUGUUGUGGUUGGGUGGGGCAUAAGAAGUCAUUGGGUGGUGUGUGUGCGUGAGUGAAAGUGUGUGUGUGUGUGUGUACACUAUAGUCUAUCGAUUUUAACUUGAGCC
This is a messenger RNA of Eriocheir sinensis (Chinese mitten crab), 693 nucleotides long. RefSeq lists its product as uncharacterized. The record is from RefSeq and is a predicted model, not a curated record. Bases 216 to 575 code for a protein of 119 amino acids. NCBI's taxonomy places the organism in Eukaryota, Metazoa, Arthropoda, Malacostraca, Decapoda, Varunidae. The transcript is spliced from 3 exons.